This is a messenger RNA of Suhomyces tanzawaensis NRRL Y-17324, 1020 nucleotides long. Its product is annotated as exosome non-catalytic core subunit. The record is from RefSeq and is a predicted model, not a curated record. Bases 1 to 1020 code for a protein of 339 amino acids. Gene Ontology annotation, molecular function: RNA binding. The transcript has a single exon. Gene Ontology annotation, cellular component: cytoplasmic exosome (RNase complex); nuclear exosome (RNase complex). NCBI's taxonomy places the organism in Eukaryota, Fungi, Ascomycota, Pichiomycetes, Serinales, Debaryomycetaceae. Gene Ontology annotation, biological process: U4 snRNA 3'-end processing; TRAMP-dependent tRNA surveillance pathway; CUT catabolic process.
AUGAACGUAUCGGACGUGAUAAGCAUAACCAGACCCACUCCCGCCACUAUAGACUCGGACGUGGACAUGUCGGACGACGAGUCCACCCAGGUCAAGCUGUCGAUAGUGACGCCAGGUGAGAUGGUGACAGAUGAUCCUGUUUGGAUGAAGGGCCAUGGUACCUACUUUCUUGAAGACAAGACGUACUCGUCGGUGGCAGGAAACAUCUCCAGAGUCAACCGUUUGUUGAGUGUGAUACCGCUCAAAGGAAGGUACCAGCCUGAGACUGGUGACCACAUCAUUGGCAGAAUUACCGAGGUGGGCAACAAGAGAUGGAAGGUCGACAUCGGAUGCAAGCAAGACGCCAUUUUGAUGUUGGGAUCGGUCAACUUGCCAGGAGGUGUGUUGAGAAGAAAGUCGGAAAGCGACGAAUUGCAGAUGAGAAACUUUUUGAAGGAAGGCGACUUGUUGAACGCCGAAGUACAGACCAUUUUCAACAACGGAAUAGCCUCGUUGCACACCAGAUCAUUGAAGUACGGAAAGUUGAGGAACGGUAUUUUCUUGAGAGUCCCUUCCAACUUGAUUGUCAAAUCCAAGAACCACUCCUAUGACUUGCCGGGGAACGUAAGUGUGAUCUUGGGUAUAAACGGGUACAUCUGGUUGUCCAAGACCACCAACAGCUCGCACAACAAGAACAUGACCGUGAACUCCAACGCAAACAAGAUAAAUGCCUCUGGUGAUCCGUCAUACGUGCCUGGGGCUGGAUCUGUGGCCAUCACCAGAUUGGAGGAAGAAAGUUCCUGGGAAAUUUACUCCGAUAAAAAUGAUCCAAAUAUCACCAAUUCGGUCAGAUCUAACAUCACCCGUUACAACAAUGUGAUCAAGGCGUUGGCCUACGGAGACUUGGGUAUAACUGAACAAAGAAUCAUAAUGGGGUACGAAGCUUCGAUGGCAUUUUCUAAUGUUGGCAGUAUGAUCGACAAGGACGCUAUGGAAAGCAUUUGUCAAGAUGUCAUCAAUAACGAGAAAAUGAGAGGGUAA